CUGGGGUCGCUAUGCCAUCUUGUAUCUUGUGUGGCCUGAGCUCAAGCCAUCAGUCUGGGAUGACAAGAGACAUUCAGUUAUCGGUUGGGGUCGCUAUGCCAUUUCAUAUCAUGUGUGUGUCAUUAGGUCCGGCCAUCAGCCUGGGAUGACAAACGACAUUCAGUUAUCAGUUGGGGUCGCUAUGCCAUCUUGUAUCAUGUGCGGCCUGAGGUCAGGCCAUCAGUCUGGGAUGACAAAAGACAUUCAGUUAUCAAUUGGGGUCGCUAUGCCAUCUUGUAUCAUGUGCGGCCUGAGCUCAAGCCAUCAGCCUGGGAUGACAAAAGACAUUCAGUUAUCAGUUGGGGUCGCUAUGCCAUCUUGUAUCAUGUGCGGGCUAAGGUCAAGCCAUCAGUCUGAGAUGACAAAAGACAUUCAGUUAUCAGUUGGGGUCGCUAUGCCAUCUUGUAUCAUGUGCGGCCUGAG
Messenger RNA from Perkinsus marinus ATCC 50983, 462 nucleotides. RefSeq lists its product as hypothetical. Lineage: Eukaryota; Perkinsozoa; Perkinsida; Perkinsidae. The transcript has a single exon. The annotation marks the transcript as partial. The record is from RefSeq and is a predicted model, not a curated record.